Messenger RNA from Rhinocladiella mackenziei CBS 650.93, 1023 nucleotides. RefSeq lists its product as uncharacterized. The record is from RefSeq and is a predicted model, not a curated record. Gene Ontology annotation, biological process: shikimate metabolic process; chorismate biosynthetic process. Gene Ontology annotation, molecular function: shikimate 3-dehydrogenase (NADP+) activity. Lineage: Eukaryota; Fungi; Ascomycota; Eurotiomycetes; Chaetothyriales; Herpotrichiellaceae. The coding region runs from base 1 to 1023 and encodes 340 amino acids. The transcript has a single exon.
AUGGCGAUGACACUCACUGCGAACCUUUUGGAAGAGUCUCGCCACUAUGGCGAUUCGCUAUUCAGAGCGUUGUCAGAGAAAGAAUCCCUCAAAACAUUCCUCUUUGGAUAUCCCAUAUCUCAUUCCUUGGCUCCAAUACUACACUCCACAAUCUGGGACAGAUUGAAUAUGACAUGGACAUAUUCAUUUGUGGAAUCUUUGGAUAAGAAAGAUUUCCUCCCAUCAUUGGGAUCUCCGGAAUUUGUCGGGGCUGCAGUGACAAUGCCGCACAAGAUAUCCAUGAUGGAAAAUGUCGAUGAUUUGACGGAAAGCGCACAGAUGAUUGGAGCCAUUAAUACAAUAUUUGUCCGGUGUGACAAGCGGGGCAAUCGACAAAAUAUUGGGGCCAAUACCGAUACAAUCGGUAUCUAUGAAGCAUUUGAGAGAAAUUUUCCCGGGUCUUCAAAAGAGAUAGGGACUCACAGUGGUCUCAUCGUUGGAAGUGGCGGGGCGUGUAGGAGUGCAAUCUAUGCUUUGUGGAAACACUUUCAUGUCCAGGAGAUAUAUCUUGUGAACAGAGCGACGGAAGAGGUUGAGAAUGUUAUUUCAUGGAUGCUUGAUGCAGGCAUGACACCGAUGAUAACCCACAUUCAGACAGUGGAAGAGGCCAAGGCCUGUUCGGGAGUCUCAUCCAUAAUUGGGACAAUUCCCGAUAUUCCGCCAAAGACGGCCGCUGAAAUCGUGGUACAGCAGAUUGUGACGGAGUUUCUCCACAAGGAAAAGAAAGGAUACCUGAUGGACAUGUGUUACUUUCCUCAUCCACUAACUAGGUUGAUUCGAUCCGGCCUUGAGAGCGGGUGGACUGUGAUUCCUGGAAUCGAGCCAUUGAUAUACCAGGGCAUUGCUCAGCAGGCUCUGUGGCUCGAAAGGGAGGUCGAUGACUCGGUUGCAGUAGAUGCCGCGCAGAGAGUCAGGCAUAGAUGUGGCAUCCAGAGUUCAGAUCUCUUGAAUGCCAAUGGCGUGGCCAGAGGCCCAAAAUUCUAA